AAGAUCACCUAAAGCACGAGAAAUAAAUAUAGAAAUAGAUCGGCCUGUCCAUCUCUCUUCCUCCCUCUCUCUCUCUCUCUCUUGCUGCACUUAGAAGCAUAUCGGCGGAUGUGAGGGCUUUCCCCUCUCUCUAUCUCUCUCUCUCUCACUCUGCAUAAGGGUUCUGCUCUUUCUCUGAGAUGAUUGGGUUGUAAGGGAAGGCUUUUUGAUCUGUGAAUCUUAAAAAGAGUUGUGAAAUUUCAGCUGGGCUUUGUUUGCUUUUUGUUCUUGGUCUUGUGACAUAUCUGAAAUGGAGAGAGAUUUCAUGGGUUUGAAUUUAAAAGACUCCUUAGUUGUGGUGAAGGAGGAGACAACUGAUGGAGGCAAAGACUCCGCAUUUAUCAAAGAUUCAGGGAUACAGUGGCCCUUCUCCAACAAGGUCUCUGCGCUUCCUCAUUUCAUGUCCCUUAAGGCUGCUCAAGAAGACAGGACAAAAAAUAUUGGAUCUGAACGCCUUGCUGCAUCUGGAUUUGACCCCAGCCACAGACGCCCACCCAUUGAAAUCCAGAAAACCUUCAAUCAAGAUAGGCAAGGCGGCCCCUAUUUUUCAAUGGCUGCUUAUUCUGCACAGGAUGAUGUGCAUUCUGUGCAUCGUCCUCAUAAUGCGAAGCUGUUUCAGGGCUCCAAUCAAACAGUUGCAUUUUCUGUGAGCAACCCUUUUUUCAAGACUCAUUUUGCUACCACGGGUCAGAACUUGGCAGUUGGUGCCGUGAAGCAACAAUUACUCGGAGGUAUUCCUGUCGCGGGACCACAUUCAACUAUUCACUCUGUUGGCUCCAUUGCCGGGUUUAAUGAACAAAGGAACAACUUUAAGGCUGGUGGGUCUCCUGCUCAAUUGACAAUCUUUUAUGCGGGUGAGGUGAAUGUUUAUGAUGAUAUCCCUCCUGAGAAGGCUCAAGCUAUUAUGUUAUUGGCCCGCAAUGGAUCUUCCGUGACUUCCAACAUGAUGCAUUCGAAAGCUCAGGGUCAGGCGCCUACUGCAAAGAUAGCAGCUGGUGAUGGUGUUCUUGUGAACCAAUCCGUAAAUACGCCGCCUUGCUCUGCUCUCUCAAGCCCCAUUUCAGUUUCUUCUAAUCCUGGCCCUCAGUCUGGUAGUGGAUCUACUAGCAGUGAUGAAUUGAUGGCAGCUAAAUCCACUGGAGUUUCAACCCCUCCAGUUAGCAAGCUGGAACCUCCAAAUAUUGUCAGUUCUGUGGCACCUGUUGCUACCACAACCAUGAUGCCUUCAGCUGUCCCACAGGCUCGCAAAGCAUCCUUGGCCCGAUUUUUAGAGAAGCGGAGGGAAAGGGUGAUGAGCACAUCACCUUACAGCCUUGGCAAGAAAUCUCCAGAAUGUGCCAUGCCCGGAUCCAACGGCAUGAGUGCUUCUGCAGCUUCUGGUGCUGCCGCUGUUUCUGUUUCAGCUGGAAAUAAAGGUGGUCAUGACAUAUGAGGCCUAAUUAGGACAAUGUGAUUUAUGCAAAUUGAUGUUGUAACUCAAUAGAUGUAAGCAAAUGUUCUUCAUUUCUCCUGCUCUGAUCUGUUAUGCUGACUUGGUUGUCCUUAAAUCUCUGUUAUAUAUUGUCAAAGGAAUUUGCUUGCUUUCUUUCUUUCUAUUGGAAACUUUGGAUUCUUCCAAACACUUAUUUUUGUAACUAUUAAACUUAUUCUGUGCUAGUAAAUGAACGGGUAAGCUUGUAUUCAUUGUCA
This is a messenger RNA of Malania oleifera, 1728 nucleotides long. Its product is annotated as protein TIFY 6B-like. The coding region runs from base 290 to 1471 and encodes 393 amino acids. Gene Ontology annotation, biological process: response to wounding; regulation of jasmonic acid mediated signaling pathway; regulation of defense response. The record is from RefSeq and is a predicted model, not a curated record. Gene Ontology annotation, cellular component: nucleus. The transcript is spliced from 7 exons. NCBI's taxonomy places the organism in Eukaryota, Viridiplantae, Streptophyta, Magnoliopsida, Santalales, Ximeniaceae.